AUGGCAAUGCUCUUCAUAUUCGAACUAGAUGAUGUGUUGACUCUCAUUGAUAUCGUUGACCUUGUUUUUGGUCACUUCGAGAGUCUUGAGGAUAUGCUUCUUCAAAAGGCAUUCUCACUACUUGGAAAGGAACUCAUCGAUCUUGAAGAACCGAAUGCUCAUGGUAUUACAGAGCAUGACGCGUCACUCACAUGGGAGGAUUUCCCUGGCGACAGUCUCCAUGUUAACAUUGACCAACUCAACGCACUCCUUGCCGACACAUCAGAUAGCUACCUCAGCGUUGCCUCCCUGGUUAGGAGCCGCAACCGAGUUGAAGCAUUAUCCCCUCCCCUGACCGCUGCCUUCAAGGGACAGUCACUGGGCGAGGCAGCGCUCAUCCUCAUGAUCAUGAGCCAGGACCCUAUCCCUCCAACAGGUACCGCUGAAGACUAUGGACGUCUGCGGGCACCAAAAGAUCGCGUUUCUUUGUGGUUGAGCUACGAAAGGCUACCUGUGGAGGCAGGGUGGAGUGCACCAUCCCACCCAUUUUGGCCUCGACAUUGGGCUUGA
Messenger RNA from Clonostachys rhizophaga, 549 nucleotides. The record is from the annotation of a GenBank genome assembly. Lineage: Eukaryota; Fungi; Ascomycota; Sordariomycetes; Hypocreales; Bionectriaceae.